CAAUAAUAGCAAAAACAUCUUCUCACUUUCAAAAGUUUUUUCCCUUUUCUGGUAAUAAAAGGAAAAAAAAAAAAAAGAUUUCUCUUCUUUUCUUGUUCUACACACUUCCAGAUUUUUCCCAGCAAAACGUACCAGAAAGAAGAAAGACAAGCCCAGCCUUGAGAAUCAACAAUAUAUAUACACAAAAGGAGAUCUCUGAGAAUUUGAGUAAGAACAAAAGAAGAAGCGAAAAUGUGUUUGGAGAUUGUGUAUCCACGAGAGAAGACGGAGCUUGGUCGGCAACAAGCACCGGGUGUGUGUCCGUACUGCGGCGGAAAAGUAUCGGCGGUAGACGUCGAGACGAAGUGGUUGCUCUGUUUCUUACCACUCUGUUUCAAGGUCAAGCGCAAGUACUCUUGUUCUUCCUGCGAUCGUCGUCUCGUCUUGUAUUAUUGAAGAAACAGAGCAAACGAAGCGAGAAAGAAUUUGGAUGCUGUCUAUUUAUAUUUAUUUGUUUGCUUGUUUUGCUCCUCUCAAUCAAUGUUGAGAUUUUUGCAGAUUUUCCCCUGUAAUUUCUUAUUUGCUUAAAAAACACCCCUCCUGCCUCGUGGUGGUGACAUUUGAUUUAUGUUCAUUGAGUUCUUUUCCUUCCAGUGUAAAUACUUUGUUGAUCUUGUUUUGUUGAUUACAUGAGUGGAAUUCGGUUUUGUUUAAAUAAAGAUUCUCAUUCUUUA
Molecule: messenger RNA, 713 nt
Organism: Eutrema salsugineum
Lineage: Eukaryota; Viridiplantae; Streptophyta; Magnoliopsida; Brassicales; Brassicaceae
Source: RefSeq, a predicted model, not a curated record